UUUAUUUUAAGGCAUUUCAACACAACGUUAACAAAGGAAAACAACCUACUUCCAUUCCAAUAAACAAGAAACCAUGUCGAUCGAAGCGGUCUUCCACAUGAACACAGGCAAUGGCGACUCCAGCUAUGCAAGCAACUCUCAUUUUCAGGGAACUGGUUUACAAAGAUCGCUUCCUGUAUUACAGGAAGCAAUUAACCGAAUCGCUAAAGAUCUUAAUGGCUUCCCACGAUGCUUCAAGAUAGCAGACCUGGGUUGUUCUUCUGGGCCAAACACCUUAUUCGUUGUAACCAAUAUACUUGAUAUAUUCCAUGACAUAUGUUCAGAAAACAAUUCUCAAGUGCCACAAUUCCAAGUGUUCUUAAACGAUCUUGUUGAAAACGACUUCAAUACAGUUUUCAGAUCACUGCCAACAUUCUAUUCAAAGUUGAAGAAGAAGAAGGGAGAUAAACGUGGACCUUGUUAUGUUUAUGCUGUCCCUGGUUCCUUUUACAGUAGACUUUUUCCGGACGAGAAUAUCCAUCUUUUUCAUUCAUCCUAUGCUGUUCACUGGCUUUCUCGGGUACCUCAAGGCCUUGAAAACAACAAGCUCAAUAUAUACAUGGCGAAAACCAGUCCAACAAAUGUGUUUGAAGCAUAUAGGAAACAAUUUGAGAAAGACUUCACAAAACUUUUAGUCUUACGUUCUCACGAAAUGACAAAUGGUGGGCAUAUGAUUCUAAUGUUUGCAGGUCGGAGUAAACCUGAUCCAACUAGCGAAGAUUGUUGCGUUAUUUGGGAGCUUCUAGCCAAAUCACUUGUAGAUAUGGUCAAAGAGGGCCUAGUUGAAGAAUCUAAAGUCAGUUCAUUUAAUGUCCCACAAUAUACACCAUAUGAGGGUGAGGUUAGGGAUGUUAUUCAAAAAGAGGGCUCGUUUUCUCUUCACAGUGUGAAUGGUUUUGCGCUUAGUUGGCCCACACCAGGGAUAAACACUGCAAAAUUCAUAAGGGCUAUUAGCGAACCACUUAUAGCAACUCAUUUUGGAUCUUCCAUAAUGGACGUAUUAUUUAAAAAGUACCAAGAGCAUGUGGUUGAUCAUCUAGCUACCAAGAAAGGGAUGAAUUAUAAUCUAAUCAUUUCUUUGAUUAAAAAAUAAGUUGUUCAUGGGAGCAUAUCUAUAACAUCCCGAAAUUUUACUUUA
Helianthus annuus (common sunflower) is the source of this 1177-nucleotide messenger RNA. Its product is annotated as benzoate carboxyl methyltransferase. The record is from RefSeq and is a predicted model, not a curated record. Gene Ontology annotation, molecular function: S-adenosylmethionine-dependent methyltransferase activity. Gene Ontology annotation, biological process: methylation. The transcript has 4 exons. Lineage: Eukaryota; Viridiplantae; Streptophyta; Magnoliopsida; Asterales; Asteraceae. Bases 74 to 1132 code for a protein of 352 amino acids.